AAGCUGGCUGAACACUUUUCACUUUACUUCACCGACCUGAACCUAUGACUACCAAUGUUCAGAAACUAGCCAUCCAGCCCUAGGGCUGUGGACUCCUUAACAGCCAACAUCCCUUUCUUUACCACAAGAUGGGUGAAAUGAAUCGCAACACUUCUUCCGUGUGUGUGGUCAACAAGGAUCUGGAGCCAUUUACGUAUUUUUUCUAUCUGGUUUUCCUCAUUGGAAUCAUCGGCAGCUGCUUUGCUGCCUGGGCAUUCACCCAGAAAGACCAGCACCACAAGUGCUUGAGUAUUUACUUAAAGAACCUCCUCACCGCAGACUUCCUCCUCACCUUGGCCCUGCCCGUGAAAAUCGUGGUCGAUUUGGGGGUUGCACCCUGGAAACUCAAGAUUUUCCAUUGUCAGGUGACCGCAUGCCUGAUCUACAUCAAUAUGUACCUGUCCAUCAUCUUUCUGGCUUUUGUAAGCAUGGACCGCUGGCUCCAGUUGGUACACAGCUGCCAGGUGUAUCGGAUACAAGAGCCUGGUUUUGCCAAAAUGAUAUCCACCGUGGUGUGGGUCAUGGUCCUCCUUGUGAUGGUCCCCAACAUGGCCAUCCCCAUCAUCGACAUCCCGGAGAAGCCGACGGUGGGGUGCAUGGAAUUCAAGCGAGAGUUUGGGAAAAACUGGCAUGUGUUCACAAAUUUCAUCUGCGUGGCCAUCUUCUUAAACUUCUCGGCUAUCAUUUUAAUAUCUAACUGCCUCGUUAUCCGACAGCUCUACCGAAACAAAGACAAUGAGAGCUAUGCAAAUGUGAAACGAGCCCUGAUCAACAUACUGUUAGUAACUGUGGGCUAUAUUGUCUGUUUUGUUCCUUACCACAUCGUCCGGAUCCCCUAUACGCUCAGUCAGAGCAAUGUCAUAACAGACUGCCUCACCAAAAAAUCCCUCUUUAAAGCCAAGGAAGCAUCGUUGCUCUUAGCUGUCUCCAACCUGUGCUUUGACCCCAUCCUCUACUAUCACCUCUCCAAGGCAUUUAGAUUAAAAGUUACUAAGACGUUCUCAUCUCAUAAAGAGGCCAAAGUGAACCAAAGGGAGGCAGAAAAUGCGAUCGAGGAGUGACGUAUCAUUUUCCCUGAGAGCCCGCCGUGACCUGAUUAGUAUCAUUAGCGCCUGGGACUCAGAACACUGUGGGCAUUUGUUGAGUAAGGCUGAUGCAAUACAGAAUUUGAAAAUUUCAUCAUGGGCCAAUUGAAAUGGAGAGAGAAAACACACUGAAGUCAGUUUAUAUGCCAACCCCACUUCCGGUCCCAAGCCUCAUGAUUGCCAACGUGCCUUUGAAGAGAGUCUUGGCCAAAAACUUGACCGAGGAGCUUAUCUAGGAAAAGAAAUUCAUAAGCCCCAAUACGAGUCAAAAUGGGAGCUGUUUAACUGACUCAUGAAAUGAGAUCAACAAUACCAUAAUACAAAGCACUUUAAGGAUGCCACGAGGUACUUCCAAGAGUGAAGAUCUUCUAAUGGGUCAACCGAAAGUCCCGGAAAACAAGCUCGAAUAGAACCCCUCAACCAAGAAAACUACACAGGGGGUGUUAUGCUCUCAAUCCAAAGACAGGAGAACCUGAUCAGCUCACUGCUCUGAGAAGGACUGCAUGUUACUUUAAACCAAUUCACUGCCACCACCAAAGAGUCAAGGUAUUUCUUUGGAUGCUCCAAAAACUUUAUUUUUAUGGGAGAGAGGCCUUACUGAGGACAUAUUAAAUGAAUUCAGAA
Tachyglossus aculeatus (Australian echidna) is the source of this 1748-nucleotide messenger RNA. It is a transcript of the gene GPR171, whose product is annotated as G protein-coupled receptor 171. Lineage: Eukaryota; Metazoa; Chordata; Mammalia; Monotremata; Tachyglossidae. The coding region runs from base 129 to 1100 and encodes 323 amino acids. The record is from RefSeq and is a predicted model, not a curated record. Gene Ontology annotation, cellular component: membrane. The transcript has 2 exons. Gene Ontology annotation, molecular function: G protein-coupled purinergic nucleotide receptor activity. Gene Ontology annotation, biological process: G protein-coupled receptor signaling pathway.